Molecule: messenger RNA, 1463 nt
Organism: Mytilinidion resinicola
Lineage: Eukaryota; Fungi; Ascomycota; Dothideomycetes; Mytilinidiales; Mytilinidiaceae
Exons: 3
Coding region: 221-1153 (310 amino acids)
Source: RefSeq, a predicted model, not a curated record
GGUGCCGCACAGUAAGUUGUCACCAGCUCAACGGUCGAUAUCUGGGAAGUUUGAGUGGCUAACAGUCCCUACAAAGGCUCAAGCAAGUCAAGAUCCCAGAGAUGUAAGUUAUCUUUACUUUCCUACACCUUCGCGAAGUUGCAGAUUCCCUCUCCGGACUGGCAAGGCUCCGGGACUGAAGUUCGCAACUGGAGCCAAUUACCUCUACGGCUUCGGUUUCAUGUGCGAGCUGCUAAUCACUUCUAACAGGCUGAAGUGUGGUCGGUGCAAUAAGAAUAAGCACCAGCCGCAGUUCUCGUCCAAGCAGCUUGCUGAGUAUCGCGCCAAGCUCCUUGAUGGCUAUCGCAAUCCCUCGGUCAAUUGCCGCGUCUGCUCCGGUGGCCAGGUCGUGGAGCUGUCUUGCAUUGAGUGCGGCAAGACUAAAGGGCUCGAGGAGUUCGCAAAGGCCCAGCGCUCCAACCCAGACCGUGCUAAAUGCAUGGCGUGCAUGGAGAAGCAUCUGGCUCUCACCCCGAUCGACGAAGAUCGCUACGAAGCCCCAGAGAGCACCCCGGUCUCGAAGGUAAUCGCGGAAGAGGCGGCCAACUUGGAGUACUACGACAGUGCAUAUGGUAGCAGCUCUCUAGCCUCCGAGAAUGGCGAUACAUCUUAUGGCGGAGGCGUCGCCCUUGACCAAGAACUGGAGAAAUUGAAGCUCGCUUCAUCACGCUCCGGCACCACGGAAGAUGGAUAUGCUGCUGCUAGACCUAUCAACCCUUGGGUCGGAUAUGACUCUUCAGACACUGGGCUUGGAAGCUCUGUUGCUGGCAUGCCCAUGGCGGCGAAGGAGGAGGAGGACGAGUGGAAGAUUGCUAAGGGAAAGUCUUCUCGCGCCACCUCUUCCUUGCGGAGCAAGACUCCUUCGACGGGCUUCUCCUCCGGUGGAUUCGACCCCACCAAAUACGGACACCCUGCUGGGCGUGGUUCAACUACCGGGUCGUCUGUCGCUGGGUCUGUUCAUUCCGCUGCCACCCAGCGCACCGUCAAUGCGGGUGGAAGCAAGUUCGCCAAGAUCAAGGCCUAUGUGAGUCUGGCGUGGACUGCGAUGUUGAGCUGUACUGAUCAAUUACUAGAGACCUCCCACCCCAGAGCCCGAAGUCUGGAAGUCCGAUGACGAGGACGAGGACGAGGACGACGGAGGCGAUCACAGUGAUAGCGAUGACGAUGUACGGUUCUAGGAAUCGGUGAGACGGCUGAGGCACUUCUGUAGUGGUGGGGCUUCUCAGCAGCACGGGGAGCUCGAUGACGGGGAGCCUGGUGUUGCAUCUUCUAUAUCCGGGAUGCAUCAUUCAUUCAUGGCAUGUUCAUGGCUUCGGCAUUGCUUGCGGGCAUUCAUCGGGGCUACACCUGUUCGGCUGCCUUUUGGGGUGCAUUAUAGGCCAUGAAUCAUAGGGCGUAGAGAAAUCCCCAACUGGGUUACCAGA